This is a messenger RNA of Notothenia coriiceps (black rockcod), 3225 nucleotides long. RefSeq names its product heart development protein with EGF-like domains 1 (gene heg1). The transcript has 14 exons. The coding region runs from base 1 to 2949 and encodes 982 amino acids. The record is from RefSeq and is a predicted model, not a curated record. Gene Ontology annotation, biological process: heart development. Lineage: Eukaryota; Metazoa; Chordata; Actinopteri; Perciformes; Nototheniidae. Gene Ontology annotation, molecular function: calcium ion binding.
AUGAAUCCANGCCAGGUGAGGGUCACCGUCACUGGCAUCCUACAGGGAGUCCUGUACCUGGUCUGCGCUGUGUGGACUAUGUGCGAGUUCUUUUCCAAUGGACGUUCCCGUAUGUAUAUCAUUCACUGUACCCAUUUCACUGUCAUUAACCUGUACAUGUCAGGCACUACGGUGGCCCUGGGGGUUGGUCAGGCUGUAUUCAGGCGGAGAGCAGUGGACAUCUGGCUCAGAGCAGCUCGAUGCUGCAGAGAAGAACAGACUGAACAAGGAGGCAGCAGCGGCAGCAGCAGCACCGGCGGCAGCAGCAGUAGUGGCAGCGGCACCAGUGGCAGCAGCACCGGCAGCAGCAGCAGUAGCGGCGGCAGCAGCAGCGGCAGCAGCAGCAGCAGGGACUGGAAGGACUCCACCCUCACAGACCGGGUGACAGGCGCCUCCCCCGCUGUGUCCUGGGAGGCUUCUUCCCAGAUGAUGACAGAUGAGGCCAGACUCCCUCAGGACAGCCCGGACACCACCCUCAGACAAGGAGAUGCUUGGACGUCCCACACAGCCGUCCACACCGACAGCACCUACACCUCCACUGACAUCAGCCGCGCUGGGGAGAGGACCCUGCUGUCCGUCACCUCCUCUUCCAGCAACCACACCUCCUCCACCUUUACAGAGGACUCCAACUCCCAUCAGGCCCCCUCCACCUUGGGUAUUUCUGCUACGGACACUGAGGACUACACCCGCAGCGCCAGGACUGACAGCGGGGACACAACAGACCUACAACAUAGUACCAGUUCCUUUAAGGCGGGAUAUCCAGAGACCGGGAGUUCAGGAGGGACCCAGAGUUUCACCGGACAACAUAAUGCUACCGACCCUCGAUACACCGCCACAUCAGAGGAGACCUCCGACUCGACGCCGCCUCUCAGAGUGACGGAGCUCAGCACUGAGAGAUCUGAAGUGUCCGUGUCUUCCUCACCAUCCGUCACCUCGCCUGCAGGAGGUCCUGUAAACGUCUCCUGGACAGAGCAGGGGCGGGGCUUCAGUGUGACCGCCUCCACUGAGUCCUCCAGCGGGGGGCACAGCUCCAGCACCCAGAACCAGGAGGGCACUGAGGGGGCUUCAGCCCACACCAGGGAGGACCUCGGGGACGUGGGCCUGACCAUAGCACCCCCUACUGUCAGCAGUGGAACAUCGGAAGUGGACCGUCCGCUAACAGACACUCCAGUGUUGGUUACUGAUGCCUUCCUCACCACCACAGCUGGUACUGUUGCAGACAGACCAAAGAUAAUAGAGGAAGACACUUUUAAAGCCACUUCCUCCUCGACCACCACCACCUCCACUCCUCUAGCUCCAACCUCAUCCUCCAGGUUCAGCAGCCCCGCCAUCAGCUCUACCACAGAUUCGCCCCCCGAGGCCACCGUCCUGUACACUACCCCCUCCACUACCCCCUUCACUACCCCCUUCACCACCUCCUCCACCCUGGCCCUGCUGACCUCUGCAGCUCACCCGACUCACCGGGUGUCCCCCAGCCAAACCCAGUGGCCCUCAACUGGGAUGGAUAACCCCACAAGCACCACCACCCUGCAGAUGGAAACCAGCACCAGCAUGCCGGGAAUCACCACGACUCAAAGCCACAUAACCACCACCUACACCACCAGUACCCCCACCAAGAGUACAGAGGCUCUGCAGACCCCCGGAAAGAAACAGACAGAGGGGGGAACAACACAGCUGGUGGGGACCACUUCACCCACCAAGGCACCAACCCCACCAACACCACCAAGAAACCCUUGUGUGUCAAACCCUUGUAUGAACGGAGGGAUGUGUGUGAGCUAUUUAGGGCAUCAGUUCACCUGCCACUGUCAGCAGGCAUGGACCGGACUGACCUGCAACCAGGAUGUGGAUGAGUGUGAGAGUGACCCCUGCCCCGUCGGCUCCAGAUGUGUGAACACCAGAGGGUCCUUCAGCUGCGAGUGUCCGCUCGGCUUCGACCUGGAGGACGGGCGCACCUGCACCAGAGCAAAGACGUUUCUGGGCACAUUCAGAGUCAACAGGCUUCCACAUGACCCUCUUAUCUUCAAGAGCGCCACCAUGCAUGAGAUCCAGAGAGAGAUCCUCCAGCUGCUCAAUGCUUCGUUGUCAGUCCUACGAGGUUACAGCCGCUCAAUGCUGACUAAGAAAGAGGAGGACGGGGUUCAUAUCUCAGCUGUCCACAUGUUUUCCAUUUCCACCGAUGUGACGAGCGCCAAGGUUUACAACCGCAUCAAGAGGUCUCUCAGCAACUGCAGCUCCUCUCUGGCCCACUGCCGCAUGGUGCUGCACCACCAGCUCACUUAUCAUGUGGAAAGUCUGUGUGUGGCCCAGAAGACUGAGUGUGACGCAGAGCGCUCCUCCUGCACGGACAGCAGCGGCACGGCCAGCUGCCAGUGUCUCCACGGAUACUACAAACACACCCCCGACGACCUGUCCUGCUUAGAAUGUGGGGAUGGCUACAAGCUGGAAAAUGACACCUGUGUUCCGUGCAUGUUCGGAUUUGGAGGUUUCAACUGUGGGAAUUUUUACAAGCUGAUUGCAACCGUGGUGUCGCCUGCAGGGGGCGCUAUGCUCCUCAUCCUCAUCAUCGCUCUCAUUGUCGUCUGUUGCAAGAAAGACAAGAACGACAUAAACAAGAUCAUCUUCAAGAGUGGCGACAUGCAGAUGUCCCCGUAUGCGGACUUCCCCAAAAAUAACCGCAUAUCCACGGAGUGGGGCAGGGAGACCAUCGAGAUGCAAGAGAACGGCAGCACCAAGAACCUGCUUCAGAUGACUGACAUUUACUACUCUCCUGCGCUACGUAACUCAGACCUGGAGAGAAACGGCCUGUACCCGUUUACAGGCCUGCCGGGGUCCCGCCAUUCGUGCAUCUACCCCGCCCAGUGGAACCCAUCCUUCAUCAGUGAAGAUUCACGAAGAAGAGACUACUUCUAACUGCCCCACCUUGAUCAAACACACACACACACACACACACACACACACACACACACACACACACACACACACACACACACACACACACACACACCCAGAGAAUGGCCAUCUCUUCUACUGAUAAUUAUGAUGCGUUAUAAUGGGUUUCUCUCACGGUCAGAAUGCUACCUAGCACCCAUUUGACCAUCAGCAUUCAUGGUGGUGUGUGGGUGUGUGUGUGUGUGUGUGUGUGUGUGUGUGUGUGUGUGUGUGUGUGUGUGUGUGUGUGUGUGUGUG